Messenger RNA from Colossoma macropomum (tambaqui), 3894 nucleotides. It is a transcript of the gene larp1, whose product is annotated as La ribonucleoprotein 1, translational regulator. NCBI's taxonomy places the organism in Eukaryota, Metazoa, Chordata, Actinopteri, Characiformes, Serrasalmidae. The transcript is spliced from 20 exons. Gene Ontology annotation, cellular component: cytoplasmic stress granule; cytosol. Gene Ontology annotation, molecular function: RNA cap binding. Gene Ontology annotation, biological process: positive regulation of translation; mRNA stabilization. The record is from RefSeq and is a predicted model, not a curated record. Bases 344 to 3466 code for a protein of 1040 amino acids.
GUUCCCGUGGGUGGCGUGGUGGAGUUUCACCCAGACCAGACUGGCGGAGGAGAUCAGCACGAAUAUAAUCUUUUGGGGAGAAAUUGAUUACUGUAUGGUGGUGGAUCGUUCCCUUUUUCAUAUGUUUUAAUCUGAAUCUGCCACUCUGCGUCUUAGACUGAAUCUUUUUGGUCUAGGAGUGGAGUGGAGUGGAGUGGAGUGGAGGACAGAUUCGAGGAACCGCAGGAGGAGCUCUCAGCAGUUCAGCAGGGACUGGAUUCUUUUUUUUUUUCCUGGUCGGUGAACUUCAGAGCACGUUUUUGGGGGGCUGCGAGGCUGCGAGGAAAGGACAGAGGAAGGAGAAAUGGCCGCUCAGGUGGAGACUCUCCUACCGAGCCACCCUCUGCUGAAGAAGGCCGAGGAGGAGCCCGAAGGCCCGCCGAAGAAGGAGCUCCAGCAGCCCGAGGGAGCCUGCGGGAGAGCCGGCCUCGAGCAGAGCCUGAAGCAGGAGAAGGAGAACGUGGAUCAGGAGAUGAUGAUGGUGGUGGAGUCCGGCACCAAGAGUGGACGAAGCGUGGAGGAGAGUGCGAAAAGGAGUAAAAAGGAGUUUACUGAAGCUCCUCCGCCCAAGGUGAACCCCUGGACUAAGAAGCUGAACGCGGUGACCGUGGUCAGCGUGAACGGACAACCGCACAACGAGCAAACUGGACCAGCCAAAGUGGUGAGAGCCGGAAACCCCAGAGCCAGGAGAGGAGGAAAGGUCGGUGAUUUUGGAGAUGCGAACAACUGGCCGACCCCCGGAGAGAUCGCCACGAAGGAAGUUCAGUCAUGGCGACCCCUGGUUCCUGUCACCACCACUGUAAAGACAUCUGAGGCUUUGUUCACUCAGCAGGCACCCAAGAAGGUGAUGGCGAAGAAAGAGUCGAAAGAGAAGCGAGAGAACGAGGAGAGCAAGGAGAACCAGAAGGCCAAAUCGGACGACUCUGGAGAGGAGAAGAACGGAGACGAGGACUCUCAGAAAAACGGACAGAAAAAGAAAGGAAAUAAACACAAGUGGGUUCCUCUGGUGAUCGACGUGAAGUCUGAGGGUCCCCGAGAGCGCUCGGCUUCCAGGAACAACGCACGCCAAGGAGAAGCUCCCAGAAUGCCCCACAACAACCGCAACAACCUCAGAGACUGGCACAGCGGGAAGUACGAGCACGAUUUCAGGGACGAUCAUGACGAAGUGUCCAGCGUGAAGAGUGAAGGGGCUCCGUUCAGAGGAGGGGGCUUCAGGGGCCGCGGCCGCGGGAGGGGAAGAGGAAGAGGCAGAGGAAGAGGAGGAAGCAGAGGCCACUACGACUAUCACUACGGCUAUAAGGCCUACGAGGGCAAAGACGGCGCCUACGGUCAGAAAUUCAGCAACACGGUGACCUAUUACUACGACAGCGUGAGCAGCACUGACCUUUACUCUGUGGAUCAGGACCUGCUGAAGGAUUACAUCAAGAGACAGAUUGAGUAUUAUUUCAGCGUGGAUAAUCUGGAGAGGGACUUCUUCUUGCGGAGGAAGAUGGAUCAGGAGGGUUUCCUGCCCGUCGCGCUCAUCGCCAGCUUCCACCGCGUCCAGGCUCUGACCACGGACAUCAACCUCAUCCUGGAGGCUUUGAAGGACAGCAAGGAAGUGGAGAUCAUCGAUAUGAAAAUCCGACGAAAGGAGGAGCCGGAGAAAUGGCCUCUGCCCGGGUUCUCCGUUCCAGAGCAUUCCCAGACGGAUUUCUCCCAGCUCAUCAACUGCCCGGAGUUUAUACCCCGGCGUGCUGUGGAGAAGCAGUUAGCUUCUCCGCGAGCGUCCACUCCAGAUCUGCCCAAACAGGAGGAUCUGAGCAACCUGAAGACGAUGCCUAAAGGUUUAUCGGCCAGUCUGCCUGACCUGGACUCGGAGUCCUGGAUCGAGGUGAAGAAGCGUCCCCGGCCCUCUCCAGCCAGACCAAAGAAGGCGGAUGAGUCCCGUUCUCCGGUCCAGACUGGCCCGGCACCUCCAGACCUUCAGGACGAACCGGAGGAGCUGGACUUCAUGUUCGAUGAGGAGAUGGAGCAGAUAGACGGCCGGAGGAACACAUUCACGGACUGGUCAGACGAGGAUUCGGAUGGAGAGAUCGACGACCGAGACGUCAACAAGAUUCUCAUAGUCACCCAGACGCCGCCGUACCUACGGAAACACCCCGGCGGAGACCGGACCGGAAACCACGUCUCGCGCUCCAAACUGACCAGUGAGCUGGCCAAGGUUAUUAACGACGGCCUGUUCUACUACGAGCAGGACCUGUGGCAUGACAUCUACGAGCCCGAGUACGCCACCAUUAAGCAAGAGGUGGAGAACUUCAAGAAGGUCCACCUGAUCAGCCGUGAGCAGUUUGACUGUCUGACCCCGGAGCCUCCGGUCGAUCCGAAUCAGGAGGUGCCCCCCGGACCCCCGCGGCCGCAGCACAUCCCCACAGACGCUCUGGCCAAUAAGCUAUUUGGAGCUCCAGAGCCGUCGACAAUCGCCCGCUCGCUGCCCACCGCCGUGCCCGACUCUCCGAGCUACCGCAGCGCCCGCACACCUCGCACGCCCCGCACGCCCCACCUCAGAGACCCCACACACACACCGCGCUUCUACCCCGUCGUCAAGGAGGGGCGACCUGUUGACGCCAAGACGCCACGUAAGAGGAAGACGAGGCACAGCUCGAACCCGCCGAUGGAGUGUCACGUGGGCUGGGUGAUGGACUCAAGAGAACAUCGUUCACGCACAGCAUCAGUCAGUUCUAACGCCAGUCCGUCAGAAGGCACCCCCGCGCUGAGUAAUUUCGGCUGCACCCCCCAAUCUCUGCCCAAAUUCCAGCACCCCUCCCACGAGCUGCUGAAGGAGAACGGCUUCACCCAACACGUCUACCACAAAUACCGCCGGCGCUGCCUCAACGAACGAAAGCGUCUGGGUAUCGGUCAGUCUCAGGAGAUGAACACGCUCUUCCGCUUCUGGUCAUUUUUCCUGCGGGAUCACUUCAACAGGAAGAUGUACGAGGAGUUCAGGCAGCUGGCCAUUGAGGAUGGAAAGGAAGGAUACAGAUACGGUCUGGAGUGUCUCUUCAGGUAUUACAGCUACGGUUUGGAGAGAAAGUUUAGGCCGGAUAUAUUUAAAGACUUCCAGGAGGAGACCAUGAGGGACUAUGAAGCAGGUCAGCUGUACGGACUUGAGAAGUUCUGGGCAUUUCUCAAGUAUUCCAAGGCAAAGACCUUGGAGAUCGACCCCAAGCUGCAGGAGUGCUUAAGCAAAUUCAGACGUCUAGAAGACUUCAGAGUGGAUCCCCCUAUAGAGGAUGGUGGUCAUAAGAGGCUCUCCGGUGGAGAUGGACGUCGUCGGCACCCCUCUGGCCGGACCCACAGCCAGGGCGCCGCUGGUCCUUCAGCGCCCCCCAGAGACGAGGCCAAAAACGCCAGCCAGAGAGCCGCCGACACAAAGCCACCAAAGUAACCGCCAACCCAACCGCCCACUACCCACAAUCCCUCUGACCACGGGGUCCAACCGGCACCGCAAGCAUGAAAAACUCUGACAAAUGGCUUGUGAAAAAAAACAAAAUCAAGGCUCUUCCAUUAUUAUUGUUUUGGUUUUUUUAUUUUUUGUUUUGUUUUGGUUUUUUCUCCCCACUUUUACAUCCGAAAGCCCUUGUUUUGGUUUGAGACCGAGAGACUACUGAAGGGAUAAGAAAUUGUUCCGUUCUUAAUUUUUAUUAUAAUAAUAAUUAUUAUUAUUACCUUUUUUCUUUUCCCCUCUACACCUUAUUUUAUUUCCCUGUGGUGCCGUAGCUGGAUGGACCGCAGCAUCGUCAGUGGCCCCAUGGUUUUUUCAUUAUUUUUAUUAUCCCCCUCAUCUGACCCCGUGUGAUUGGCUGAAAGAUGGCU